Messenger RNA from Mytilinidion resinicola, 1772 nucleotides. RefSeq names its product elongation factor-1a. The record is from RefSeq and is a predicted model, not a curated record. The transcript is spliced from 6 exons. Lineage: Eukaryota; Fungi; Ascomycota; Dothideomycetes; Mytilinidiales; Mytilinidiaceae. Gene Ontology annotation, biological process: translation; translational elongation. Gene Ontology annotation, molecular function: translation elongation factor activity; GTP binding; GTPase activity. Bases 60 to 1439 code for a protein of 459 amino acids.
GAGCUUUCAAUCUACUUCACUUCAACUUCCAGUCCAAAAAACAACACAAUACCGCAAACAUGGGUAAGGAAAAGAUGCAUAUCAAUGUCGUGGUCAUCGGCCACGUCGACUCUGGCAAGUCGACGACCACUGGACAUUUGAUCUACAAGUGCGGUGGUAUCGACAAGCGUACGAUCGAGAAGUUCGAGAAGGAAGCCGCCGAACUCGGCAAGGGCUCCUUCAAGUACGCAUGGGUCCUCGACAAACUAAAGGCCGAGCGUGAACGUGGUAUCACCAUCGACAUUGCCCUCUGGAAGUUCGAAACCCCGAAGUACUAUGUCACCGUCAUUGACGCCCCCGGUCACCGUGAUUUCAUCAAGAACAUGAUCACUGGUACCUCCCAGGCUGACUGCGCCAUUCUCAUCAUCGCUGCCGGCACUGGUGAGUUCGAGGCUGGUAUUUCCAAGGAUGGCCAGACCCGUGAGCACGCCCUGCUUGCCUACACCCUAGGUGUCAAGCAACUCAUCGUCGCCAUCAACAAGAUGGACACCACGAAGUGGUCCGAGGCCCGUUACCAGGAGAUCAUCAAGGAGACCUCCAACUUCAUCAAGAAGGUCGGCUACAACCCCAAGACCGUUCCUUUCGUCCCCAUCUCGGGCUUCAACGGCGACAACAUGAUUGAUGUCUCCCCCAACUGCCCCUGGUACAAGGGCUGGGAGAAGGAGACCAAAACGGCCAAAUCCAGUGGCAAGACCCUCCUCGAGGCCAUUGAUGCCAUCGACCCCCCGGCGCGUCCCACCGACAAGCCCCUCCGUCUGCCCCUCCAAGACGUGUACAAGAUCGGCGGUAUUGGCACGGUUCCCGUUGGACGUGUCGAGACCGGUAUCAUCAAGGCCGGUAUGAUCGUGACCUUCGCCCCGGCCAACGUCACCACUGAAGUCAAGUCUGUCGAGAUGCACCACGAGCAGCUCGUCGAGGGUGUCCCCGGUGACAACGUCGGCUUCAACGUCAAGAACGUCUCCGUCAAGGAAAUUCGUCGUGGCAACGUUGCCGGCGACUCCAAGAACGACCCCCCCAAGGGUGCCGAGUCCUUCAACGCCCAGGUCAUUGUCCUCAACCACCCCGGCCAGGUCGGUGCUGGUUACGCCCCAGUCCUGGACUGCCACACUGCCCACAUUGCGUGCAAGUUCUCCGAGCUUCUCGAGAAGAUUGAUCGCCGAACUGGCAAGUCCAUCGAAAACGCCCCCAAGUUCGUCAAGUCCGGUGAUGCCGCCAUCGUCAAGAUGGUUCCCUCCAAGCCUAUGUGUGUGGAGGCUUUCACUGACUACCCACCACUUGGUCGCUUCGCGGUACGCGAUAUGCGCCAGACUGUCGCUGUCGGUGUCAUCAAGUCUGUUGUCAAGGCCGACAAGGCCACCGGCAAGGUCACCAAGGCUGCCCAGAAGGCCACCAAGAAGUAAACGGCUCGCGCCUGCUUCGACAAUUCGAUUCGAAAAUGGUGGGAAGGAGGAUUUCUGGGGAUGUUUGGGGAUGUUUGAGAUGUGGUGGUGGUUAGGUUCUAUCUCUAGUCAAUGGUCAUGCAUGACGGUGGGGGCGAACUGGCGUUGCUCAUUUCCAUAGAAUCAUGAUCUUUCUAAUGAAUUCAAUGGGUGGGCACACAUACCUUACUGCUGUUGUGAUGAAUGUGAUAUGUAAACGUCGCUCUAGUAUGUCGAUGUUUGUCUUUGUGAAAUGUCUAACUUAGAUUGAAGUACACUCGGCAUUGCUAGAGUAUCAUGAUGUUUGAUGUUGGC